Messenger RNA from Rhagoletis zephyria (snowberry fruit fly), 709 nucleotides. RefSeq names its product protein sine oculis-like. Gene Ontology annotation, cellular component: transcription regulator complex; nucleus. Gene Ontology annotation, biological process: regulation of transcription by RNA polymerase II. The record is from RefSeq and is a predicted model, not a curated record. NCBI's taxonomy places the organism in Eukaryota, Metazoa, Arthropoda, Insecta, Diptera, Tephritidae. Gene Ontology annotation, molecular function: RNA polymerase II cis-regulatory region sequence-specific DNA binding; DNA-binding transcription factor activity, RNA polymerase II-specific.
AUUCUAAUUUUUUUUCAGAUUCUUUAGCAGCGCCAGCUCUACAAAAAACCACAAUAAUGCACUGCAUCAAUCGUUAACUGCAUAAAUUUUCAAAAAAUAAAAUCAAAAUAAAAAAGUCUGAUUUAAAAGUAAUAAAUUUAAAUUAAAAAAGGCACACACACACACACACUAAGCAAAAAAAAAAUGCUGCAACAUACCGCCACAGAUUUCUAUGACUUGGCCGCCGCCAACGCUGCUGUGCUGAGUGCGCGUCAAACGCCACCCUAUAGUCCGACGGGUUUAAUCGGCACAGCCGGACCGGGUCUCAGCAAUAAUAACAACAACAGUACAAGCAAUAAUAAUUUGGAUAUGUUGGGGCAUAAUGGCAGCCUUAUUGGUUCAGGCGGUGGAAUUGGUGGUAGCAUUGGACAUAUCGGCAAUGGCAAUGGCGGUAGCAAUGGACGUGAAACUUUGCCCAGUUUUGGAUUCACGCAAGAGCAGGUGGCUUGUGUUUGUGAGGUCCUUCAACAGGCUGGCAACAUCGAAAGACUGGGGCGAUUUCUUUGGUCCCUGCCGCAAUGUGAUAAACUGCAAUUGAACGAGUCUGUGCUGAAAGCAAAGGCCGUUGUUGCAUUCCAUCGUGGACAAUAUAAGGAAUUAUAUCGUCUACUCGAGCAUCAUCAAUUCUCACCACAUAAUCAUGCGAAAUUGCAAGCGCUGUGGUUGAAAG